Messenger RNA from Chinchilla lanigera (long-tailed chinchilla), 3165 nucleotides. RefSeq names its product tripartite motif containing 41 (gene Trim41). Gene Ontology annotation, molecular function: protein binding; zinc ion binding. The record is from RefSeq and is a predicted model, not a curated record. The coding region runs from base 320 to 2212 and encodes 630 amino acids. Gene Ontology annotation, cellular component: nuclear body. The transcript is spliced from 6 exons. Lineage: Eukaryota; Metazoa; Chordata; Mammalia; Rodentia; Chinchillidae.
GGCCAGGAAGUGAGGAGGGGCGGGGGCUUAUGAGGAGGCCGGGGGAGCGUUGGGGUAAAUUUGCACUCAGGGCCACCUGAGGGACUUGUCCGUGGGGAACUCUGCUCUGUCCCCUCCCUUCGAAGAGACACGGUUGUCGUCUGGGAGCAGGGAACUCUGUGGAGAGGGGGUUGUUGCAAUAGUUUUCUGGCUGCGCUUGAGGCAGGGUUACGGAGGCAGGGCUGGGGGUGGGGCCGGGUCUCCAGGGCGUCUGAGAGGGAAGACCCCCGUUGCCCCGCAUCCCCCACCGCACAUCUACACUGGCUGACUGGACACUAAGAUGGCUGCCGUUGCCAUGACACCCAACCCUGUGCAGACCCUUCAGGAGGAGGCGGUGUGCGCCAUCUGCCUCGAUUACUUCACGGACCCGGUGUCCAUCGGCUGCGGGCACAACUUCUGUCGAGUGUGUGUAACCCAGUUGUGGGGCGGGGAAGAUGAGGAGGACCGGGAUGAGUUGGAGCGGGAGGAGGAGGAGGAAGAGGAGGACGGAGAGGAGGAGGAAGUGGAGGCAGUGGGGGCCAGCGGGGGCUGGGACACUCCUAUGAGAGAGGAAGAUUUUGAGGGCGACAUGGAGGAGGAGGUGGAGGAGGAAGAGGAGGGUGUGUUCUGGACCAGUGGCAUGGCUGGGUCCAACUGGGACAACAUGGACUAUAUGUGGGAGGAGGAGGACGAAGAGGAAGAACUGGACUACUAUUUGGGGGACAUGGAGGACCUGAGGGGGGAGGAUGAAGAGGAUGAGGAAGAAGUGCUGGAGGAGGACGAGGAAGAGGAGCUAGAUCCCGUCACCCCACUGUCCCCACCUCCAGCCCCUCGGAGGUGCUUCACCUGUCCCCAGUGCCGAAAGAGCUUUCCUCGGCGGAGCUUCCGCCCCAACCUGCAGCUGGCCAACAUGGUCCAGGUGAUUCGGCAGAUGCACCCAAUUCCUGGUCGAGGGAGCCGUGUGAACGAGCAGGGUAUCUGUCCUAAACACCAGGAAGCCCUGAAGCUAUUCUGCGAGGUGGAUGAAGAGGCCAUUUGUGUGGUGUGCCGAGAAUCCAGGAGCCACAAACAGCACAGUGUGGUGCCAUUGGAAGAGGUGGUGCAGGAGUACAAGGCCAAACUGCAGGGGCAUGUGGAACCACUUAGGAAACACCUGGAGGCUGUGCAGAAGAUGAAGGCCAAGGAGGAGAGGCGAGUGACAGAGCUAAAGAGCCAGAUGAAGUCAGAGCUGGCAGCUGUGGCCUCAGAGUUUGGGCGGCUAACACGGUUUCUGGCCGAAGAGCAGGCAGGGCUGGAGCGCCGCCUCCGAGAGAUGCAUGAAGCUCAGUUGGGGCAUGCUGGAGCAGUAGCAGGCCGACUCACAGAGCAGGCUGCCCAGUUGAGCCGCCUGUUGGCUGAGGCCCAGGAGAGGAGCCAGCAGGGGGGCCUGCGGCUACUCCAGGACAUCAAGGAGACUUUCAAUAGGUGUGAAGAGGUACAGCUGCAGCCCCCAGAGGUCUGGUCCCCUGACCUGUGCCAACCCCAUAGCCAUGACUUCCUGACAGAUGCCAUCGUGAGGAAAAUGAGCCGGAUGUUCUGUCAGGCUGCGAGAGUGGACCUGACGCUGGACCCCGACACGGCUCACCCUGCCUUGAUGCUGUCCCCGGACCGCCGGGGUGUCCGCUUGGCAGAACGGCGGCAAGAGGUUGCUGACCAUCCCAAGCGCUUCUCGGCUGACUGCUGCGUACUGGGGGCCCAGGGCUUCCGCUCUGGCCGGCACUACUGGGAGGUAGAGGUGGGCGGGCGGCGGGGCUGGGCGGUGGGUGCUGCCCGUGAGUCAACCCACCAUAGAGAAAAGGUGGGCUCUGGGGGUUCCUCUGUGGGCAGCGGGGAUGCCAGUUCCUCGCGCCACCACCAUCGCCGUCGCCGUCUCCACCUACCCCAGCAGCCCCUACUGCAGCGGGAAGUGUGGUGUGUGGGCACCAAUGGCAAACGCUACCAGGCACAGAGCUCGACGGAGCAGACACUGCUGAGCCCAAGUGAGAAACCUCGGCGCUUUGGAGUGUACCUGGACUAUGAGGCAGGGCGCCUGGGCUUCUACAACGCGGAGACUUUAGCCCAUGUGCACACCUUCUCAGCUGCCUUCCUGGGCGAGCGUGUCUUCCCCUUUUUCCGGGUGCUCUCAAAGGGAACCCGCAUCAAGCUCUGCCCUUGAUUAGCCUGCCACCCGCAGGGGCCCCUCUGGUCAGCACUAGUGGGGCGGGUGGUAGUGGAUGGUGGCCCAUUAUUGCAUUGUUUCCUGCUUUCCCUUCAUCCCAGGUCCCUGCUUUUUCCCCUCUGGGAACCUAAGAACCCUCCUGGCCUCCAGCUCUGCCUUCUCACCUACUGUAUCUGUCCAACAGGUCUGCAUGGGUCUUGAUAAUGAGAACAGCUGCUUGGUCUUCCCUCCCUGUCUGCCCAGCCUAGUCCAGCCCUUGACAUUCUGAGUAGGGAAGAUUGUAAUUUUAUUUCUUCUUCCCCUUAUCCCUACUCUUCAGCAAUUAUGUCAGUUCUAAGGCUGGAGGGCUUGGGCAAGACUUGAGAAUAUCCUCAUCCCUACUGUUUUCUGGUACAAAGUUUAGAUAGGGGAUUUGGAAACUGUUUUGGGGGAGGCAUGGUGGGCAGAAGGGUCAAGCUAAGUAAGAAAAUGUUUGCUUUCCUGGGGAAGUAGGGAUUCUGAACUUUCCUUCCAUCCCCAAUUUCUACCUCCUUAGACUGGCCAGGAUUUAGCCUGAGAUCUGGGAUAUUCAACAUGUUUUAAACUACAGUAAAUACCAUUAUAUCCACCCUUAAAUUAUCUUCCCAGCAUUCAAUCUAAAGAACAAAACUCUCCCUACCUUACCCCUGCCAGAACUUUUCAUUGCCAGGGUCCCUCUUCCAGUCUUUCCACUGGAGUUGCUUUUUGUUUCCAGCCUCUCCCCAACUUUCACUUCUGUUUGGUGAGCCCUGAGGGCAUGGCCAGGGAUGUGUUUGGGUGCCUGGGAGGAGAAACUUGGGCAGAGUAUAUUUUUCUAGUAACUCCUUACCUCCUAUCACUUAAUCAGUUUUUCAUGGCUGAGGUCAAUUUCUAUGUUAUUGGGGAAAAAGGGAAGGUUAAUUGUGUUGCAAAAAUAAAAUGUUUAUUUGCUA